AUGUUGCCCAGGGAAGCCUCGUCUAUGCCGCCGCCUCCCAACCCUGCUGCCUACUUCCCGCCCCCCCGAGUUACUUUGCCCUCUGGCCUGGAGAUCCUGCGCACCUACUCGGGAGCCGUCAUCUUCCUGGAAAUCCUGUUUGGGACUAUAGUCUGGAUUUUGGUGGCUGCUACACAAAUCCCACUGCCGGUGCUGCAGGGAUGGGUAAUGUUUGUAGCGGUGACUUCGUGGUUUCUGUCCAUUGUGUUCCUGUGUGUGUUCCUCUUUGGUUAUGCAAAUAGGAUUGCUGUCAACUGGAACCAGACGGACUUCCUUUUCCAUGGGACUACUUUUGUCUGUUACUUUGGAGCUUUUCUGCUGCAAGCAGCGACUACAUCUCUGCAUCACUUUCCCCGCAGAUUCAAUUCUACUACUCAAGAGAAGAUUCUAUCUGAUCAUGAAUAUAACAUAAGCAUAGCAGCCUCGAUUUUUGCCUUUGCAACAGCCAUUUGUUAUGGUUGCAGCACAGCCCUGGCAUUAAGGAGAUGGAGGCUAUAG
This is a messenger RNA of Indicator indicator, 537 nucleotides long. RefSeq names its product mal, T cell differentiation protein 2 (gene MAL2). The record is from RefSeq and is a predicted model, not a curated record. Gene Ontology annotation, biological process: myelination. The transcript is spliced from 4 exons. NCBI's taxonomy places the organism in Eukaryota, Metazoa, Chordata, Aves, Piciformes, Indicatoridae. Gene Ontology annotation, molecular function: structural constituent of myelin sheath. Bases 1 to 537 code for a protein of 178 amino acids. Gene Ontology annotation, cellular component: membrane.